Messenger RNA from Cuculus canorus (common cuckoo), 3385 nucleotides. RefSeq names its product ubiquitin-like modifier-activating enzyme 1. Gene Ontology annotation, biological process: protein sumoylation. NCBI's taxonomy places the organism in Eukaryota, Metazoa, Chordata, Aves, Cuculiformes, Cuculidae. The record is from RefSeq and is a predicted model, not a curated record. Gene Ontology annotation, cellular component: cytoplasm; SUMO activating enzyme complex. Gene Ontology annotation, molecular function: SUMO activating enzyme activity.
GGGAGGGGGCGGCGGGGAGGUAGCAGCCGCGUCCGCCAUCUUGUCGCCGAGGAGCCGAGAGGAGCGGGCGGGACCCGGCGGCGGGGCCUGGACAGCAUCAUUGAUGUCCAGCCCCCCGCUGUCCAAGAAGCGCCGCGUCUCCGGGUCCGAGACACCGACGGGCGCUCCCCGCGCCGCCGCCCCCGCCGCGUCCCCCAGCGUCACCCCGCCAACGUGAGGCAUGGCCAGGAACGGGGCUGAGGCCGAGAUCGAUGAGGGGCUCUACUCCCGACAACUGUACGUUCUGGGUCACGAAGCGAUGAAGCGGAUGCAGACGUCCAACGUGUUGGUGUCGGGAUUGCGCGGCCUCGGCGUAGAGGUGGCGAAGAACCUGGUGCUCGGGGGGGUCAAAUCCGUCACCCUCCACGACCCCCAACCCGCCGCCUGGGCCGACCUGGCCUCCCAGUUUUAUCUGCGCGAGGAGGAUGUGGGGCAGAACCGGGCGGAGGCGACGCUGCCGCGUUUGGCCGAACUCAACGCCUACGUGGCCGUCAGCAGCGCUCGGCAGCCGCUCACCGAGGACUUCCUCGAGCCCUUCCAGGUGGUGGUCCUCACCAACUCUCCGCUGGAGGAGCAGCUCUGGGUGGGCGACUUCUGCCACAGCCGCGGCAUCAAACUGGUGGUGGCCGACACGCGGGGGCUCUUCGGGCAGCUCUUCUGCGACUUUGGGGACGAUCUGGUGGUGACGGACCCCAACGGGGAACAACCGCUCAGCGCCAUGGUGUCCAUGGUGACCAAGGGCUGCCCGGGGGAGGUGACGUGCCUGGACGAGGCGCGGCACGGCUUCGAGAGCGGAGACUUCGUCACCUUCACGGAGGUGGAGGGCAUGGAGGAACUCAACAGCUGCGGCCCCGUCCAGAUCCGAGUCCUCGGGCCGUACACGUUCAGCAUUGGGGACACGAGCGGUUUCGGGGACUACGUGAGAGGGGGAAUCGUCACCCAAGUGAAGAUGCCCCAACACAUCCGCUUCGCGCGGCUGCGGGAGGCGCUGCAGGACCCGCAGACGGUGGUGACGGAUUUCGGGAAGGCGCAGCGGCCGCGGGUGCUGCACCGCGGUUGGCAGGGGCUGCACCGCUUCCUCCAGCUCCACGGGCGGCCCCCGCGCCCCCGCCACCAGGGGGACGCGGCCGAGGUGGUGGCGCUGUCGCGAGCGGUGGCUCCGGGGGAGGACCUCGACGAGGAGCUCCUGCGGGAAUUGGCCUUCGAGGCCACCGGAGAUCUGGCGCCCGUCAACGCCUUCAUCGGCGGCGUCGCCGCGCAGGAGGUCAUGAAGGCGGUGUCGGGGAAGUUCACCCCCAUUACGCAGUGGCUCUACUUUGACGCUCUCGAGUGUCUUCCGGAGGAGAACAAAGAGACCCUUCUGACCGAAGAGCAGUGCCGACCGCGCAACAGCCGCUACGAUGGGCAAAUCGCCGUCUUUGGGGCGGAGCUUCAGGCCAAGCUCAGCGCUCAGAAGUACUUUGUGGUGGGCGCCGGCGCCAUCGGUUGCGAACUGCUCAAGAACUUCGCCAAUGGGUUGGGCUGCGGCGCCGACGGCUCCGUCACCGUCACCGACAUGGACACCAUCGAGAAGUCCAACCUCAACCGACAGUUCCUCUUCCGCCCCUGGGACGUCACGAAGCUGAAGUCGGAGCGGGCGGCGGCCGCCGUGCGGGAGAUGAACCCGGCGCUGCGCAUCACCAGCCGCCCCGACCGCGUCGGCCCCGACACCGAACGCGUCUACGACGACGACUUCUUCGAGGCCCUCGACGGCGUCGCCAACGCUCUGGACAACGUGGACGCCCGGCUCUAUAUGGACCGUCGCUGCGUGUAUUACCGGAAGCCGCUGUUGGAGUCGGGGACGUUGGGGACGAAGGGCAACGUGCAGGUGGAUCCCUUCCUCAGCGAAUCCUACAGCUCCAGCCAAGACCCUCCCGAGAAGGCGAUUCCCAUCUGCACCCUCAAGAACUUCCCCAACGCCAUCGAGCACACCCUGCAGUGGGCGCGAGAUGAGUUCGAGGGACUCUUCAAACAACCGGCGGAGAAUGUCAAUCAGUACCUGACGGACCCGCGUUUCGUGGAGCGGACGCUGCGGCUGGCGGGGACGCAGCCGCUGGAGGUGCUGGAGGCGGUGCAGCGCAGCGUGCUGAGCGAGCGGCCGCGCUCCUGGGCCGACUGCGUGGCGUGGGCGUGCCGCCAUUGGCACCGCCAGUACAGCAACAACAUCCGGCAGCUGCUCCACAACUUCCCGCCCGGGCAGAAGACGAAUUCGGGGACUCUGUUCUGGUCGGGGCCGAAGCGCUGCCCUCACCCUUUGGUGUUCGACCCCGACAACGCGCUGCAUUUGGACUACGUGAUGGCGGCGGCGAACCUGUUUGCGCAGAGCUACGGCCUCGGGGGGUCGCGGGACCGCGCGGCCGUCGCUGAGCUGCUGCGCCACGUCCAGCGUCCCCCCUUCACCCCCAAAGCCGGAGUGCGCAUCCACGUCUCCGACCAAGAGCUGCAGAGCGCCAGCGCCAGCCCUCGGAGGCUGAAGGCGUCGCUGCCGAGUCCUGAGGAGCUCUCGGGGUUCCGGAUGUUCCCCAUCGACUUCGAGAAGGACGACGACACCAACUUCCAUAUGGACUUCAUCGUCGCCGCUUACCUCCGAGCGGAGAACUAUGACAUCCCCCCCGCUGACCGCCACAAGAGCAAACUGAUCGCGGGGAAGAUCAUCCCGGCCAUCGCCACCACCACGGCGGCCGUGGUGGGCCUGGCCUGCCUGGAGCUCUACAAGCUGGUCCAGGGCCACCGCCGCUUGUCCUCCUACAAGAACGCGUUCCUCAACCUGGCGCUGCCCUUCAUCGGCUUCUCGGAGCCGCUCGCCUGUCCCCGCAACAAGUACUACGAGGUGGAGUGGACGCUGUGGGACCGCUUUGAGGUUCAGGGGCUGCAGCCCGACGGGCAGGAGAUGACCCUGCGCCAGUUCCUCGCCUACUUCAAGAAGGAGCACCGCCUGGAGAUCACCAUGUUGUCCCAAGGAGUCUCCAUGCUCUACUCCUUCUUCAUGCCGGCGGCGAAGCUGCGCGAACGCCACGACCAACCGAUGACGGAGAUCGUGACGAGGGUCUCCAAGAAGAAGUUGGGGCGUCACGUCAAGGCCUUGGUCUUCGAGUUGUGCUGCAACGACGACAGCGACGCCGACAUCGAGGUGCCCUACGUCCGCUACACCAUCCGCUGAGCUCCGCCCACUUCCGGCCACGCCCACUUCCGGUGUCCCUUCUUCCCCCUUUUUCCCUUCGCCCCUCCCCAACAUCCUCCAUCCCCAACGUUGUGUUGGCGAAGGGGCCACCAAUAAACCCAUCCCGGCACCACCCGCGGGGCAAGA